This is a messenger RNA of Jatropha curcas, 297 nucleotides long. The record is from RefSeq and is a predicted model, not a curated record. NCBI's taxonomy places the organism in Eukaryota, Viridiplantae, Streptophyta, Magnoliopsida, Malpighiales, Euphorbiaceae.
AUGGCUGCUUUGAUUCAUGAAGAUCAAAUUGCUACUGCAAUCUCCCCUGCUAUGAUGUUUAAGGUCUUCGUCCUUGAAGCCAUUAAGAGUAUUGAGAUUAUUGAAGGAAAUGGAGGUCCUGGAACUAUCAAGAAGACUACCUUCGUUGAAGGAUCAAUUGCCAAGUCCAUAAGCAAAUAUUAUGCCAACGGUGAUGCUAAGAUUGAUCAAGAAAAGAUCAAGGCUGGGGAGCAACAGACGUUGGCACUGUUUAAGGUUAUUGAGACAUACCUAUUGGCAAAUCCUGAUGCCUAUUAA